GUUUUACUUCAGGAGCUUAAAUGAAUGAAAACUGAAAGGUAUAUAUGUUUAUACUCCUGGAGCUUAUUUGUUAAGCUCUCUUUUACGAAUCGUAAUCAAUGAUAUGGCAAAUCGUUCAUUUGGUGGCUUCCGAAGGCGAUGCUUUGCUUCGUUAUUCAAAUCCACUUUCACCUCUUACACUCUCAGUACCACCAGGCUAAUUCCAUACCAAGAACCCAAUUUAUCCUCAUUCAUUUCAUCGAACACUUGGUGGGCAUUCAGAAACUCGACAAUUUGUAGGCACUACGGGUCUUCGUCAUCGUCAUCGUAUCAAUCAACAGUGCGUUGCGUUAUAUCAGAAGGCAAACCCAAAUUCGAGGCAUAUGAAAUCGAUCCACCUAAGAAAUUCAAAUGGAAAACGAAGAAAAAACUCAAGUUGCAAAGAAAGAAAGAGAAGCACAAGAGAAACUUAGCAAACAAAAAGGACCCCCGUCGUCUCACCAUCAAAGGAUCUAAAAAGAAAGCCAGGUUUGCCAAUGCUGAGGAACGAAUCAAAUAUAAGCUCGAAAAGGCAAAAAUCAAAGAAUCCUUGCUGAUUGAAAGGCUGAAGAGGUAUGAAGUUUCAAAACUUCAAGGACCAAUGGUGAAACCCGUUGACAUGACAGGUGAAGAACGAUUCUACAUGAAGAAGAUGGCUCAAAAAGGAUCCAAUUACGUUCCAGUUGGUAGAAGAGGCGUGUUUGGAGGUGUCAUCCUGAAUAUGCAUAUGCAUUGGAAAAAACAUGAAACUGUAAAGGUCAUCUGCAAGCCCUGUAAACCAGGUCAAAUCCAAGAUUAUGCUAAUGAAAUUGCAAGAUUAAGUGGUGGAAUCCCAAUUCAGGUGAUCGGAGAUGACACCAUAAUCUUUUAUCGUGGGAAGGAUUAUGUGAUGCCAGAGGUUAUGAGUCCAAUCGACACAUUAUCCAAGAAAAAAGCACUUGAAAAGUCAAAGUAUGAGCAAUCCCUGGAGUCUGUAAGACACUUUAUUGCUGUUUCUGAGAAGGAACUUGAGUUAUAUCAUAGACACAUUGCACUUUAUGGCGACUCUUCUGCUGAUCAUAAGUGCAACACUGUUAUUGGGUCCCACCAAGUUCUUGAGGAGAAUGUUGAUGGUUUAUCAAACCAAGAAUUAUCAGCAGGUGAAGUUGAUGAUCAUGAUGAUGAUGAUGAUGUUGAUGAUGAUGAUGAUCUGUCUUUAAGUGAUACGAGUUGUACAGAUGAGUCUACUAGUGAAUUGGAUUCUUGUGAUGAAGAAACAUAGACUAUAAUACUUAAAAAGUUUUUUAUGGCUAUUUCUGAUGAUGAAGAUGAAGAGGGUAUUCAUGUCUUUUGCACAUAAGAAACCUUUUUGGGUUGUCCCAUUGACAUCGGUCCAAGUCCAGUAUACUCCAAACACAGUACAAACUGUCUUAUCAUGUCAUGUCACCCACAACAAAUGGAGCCUUAGGGUUGAAUUGAUGCCAAAAUGGUAUUAUUGUCCACAAUUUUCAUCAUAAAUGUUAGUGGAUCAUUAUCCUGAUUUAGGUCAAGAUCAUAGAUUUAGGAUCUAGUCUUGAUUAAUGGAUCAAACGAGAUGGAAUCAUUUCUUGAUUUGGUUUAAGUGAUAAAUCCACGUAUUAC
Molecule: messenger RNA, 1638 nt
Organism: Lactuca saligna
Lineage: Eukaryota; Viridiplantae; Streptophyta; Magnoliopsida; Asterales; Asteraceae
Source: the annotation of a GenBank genome assembly